Messenger RNA from Cherax quadricarinatus, 4375 nucleotides. The record is from RefSeq and is a predicted model, not a curated record. NCBI's taxonomy places the organism in Eukaryota, Metazoa, Arthropoda, Malacostraca, Decapoda, Parastacidae.
GUUCAUUUGUAAGUGUUCAGUCAGCCAGGGCGGAAGUUCUCGCCAUUUUGAGUAGGCAAGAGCCUUACGUGGCGGAUAUAGUGAGUCAGAUAACUUUAUUAUGGAAGGGAAAAAGGAAGAUGGUGGAAUUCAGUCUCAAAAGUAAUUGCAGAAGCGGAAGCAGUGUGUGAGAAACUACACACAACAUGUAGGAAGCCCUGCAAGUGCGAAGAAGCAAGUCAACCCUUUGUGUGCCCUCGAGUCUCUCAAUAAGUUUGUGUAGCACGUACUGGUGCAGGAAAUACUUUGUGCAGUUUUGAUACUGAAGGCACUGAAUGAAGUUGAGAUAAUUAUUUGUAGCUUGUUUUUGCACAGACUAAGAUCUUUUAAGAACAUCCAGCUCAUCUAGUAGCCAGUAGUGUUGGCACACAGUUGGAGGGUGAAGGAGUCGUAAUGCAUGAGAACCGACUUCAAUGACCACUUGAUAGUAAGAGCACACGAUACAUUUGGAUACGUGCUAGCAAGCCUUAAGCAACUCGGAGAUGGCACUGCAGAUGAAUGUGUCGGGUAUACGCCGAAAUUUGAAAAAUAUUGCCCACAAUUACACAGAUGCGCAGAUUAAAGUGCGUGAGGCAACGAGUAAUGACCCAUGGGGACCCUCUUCUACCCUUAUGUCUGAAGUUGCUGACCUUACUUACAAUGUGGUGGCCUUCACAGAAAUUAUGCAGAUGAUCUGGAAACGGCUGAAUGACCACGGCCGCAACUGGAGACAUGUUUACAAAGCUCUUGUAUUGUUAGAAUACCUCAUUAAGACUGGUAGUGAGAAGGUGGCAGAUCAGUGUAAAGAAAACAUUUAUGCCAUACAAACCCUAAAGGACUUCCAGUAUUUAGAAGAGAACAAGGACCAGGGAAUGAAUGUACGAGAAAAGGCCAAAGCUCUUGUCACCCUUCUAAAAGAUGAUGAGCGACUUCGGAACGAGAGAGUUAGAGCCCUUAAAGCCAAAGAAAGAUUUGCACAGAGUGUAUCGGGUAUUGGCAGUGAUAGUGAUAAUCCACGGGAUUCUCGGCAUGCUGAAGAACUGACAAUUAUCUGUGAUGGGGAUAAGACUUAUGUUACAAGUUCUUCUCGGCCUGCCGAACGAAAUGCUUUCGGCAUUAAAGAUGGUCCUUCAGGCUUAGAACCUCAGCUAGAGGCUGCCCGUCCUCAGACAGUUGGUGAGGAGGAACUACAGUUACAACUUGCUCUGGCUAUGAGCAAAGAAGAAGCAGAGCAAGAGGAACAAAAACAGCGUUCUGAUGAUGUACGACUGCAGAUGGCCAUCACUCAGAGUGAGGAGGAUUUUAAGAAAGAUUGGUCGCCAUCGGAGUUCAAACGCCACCAGAAAGAGGAUAUGUCAGCAAUGAAUGACCUUCUAGAUAUCAAUUUUAAUCCUCAUGGGGGAGUUAAUGGAGCAGGUGCACGGUCAGCCUCUACUCCUCCAUGUCCCACUUCACUAGAUCCCUGGGGGAUGCCAACUCCUGCCACUUCUGCAUCUCCACAGCAUACCACUCAACCCAAGAGUUUACCUGCUGCAGGCUACACUCCAUCGCCACCUCCCAUCCCCCCUCUCCCAGCAUCCAGCUCUUCACUUUUGUCCUCUUUCUCAUCUCCUAAGAUAACUUUCAGAUACUCAAAUCCUCCUCAGUUCAGUUCAACAGCUUUUGAAUUACCUGAUGAGUGGCAUCGUUCAUCUACCCCACCCAAUCCUUUUAUGAGUGACACUAAUAAAUUGUCUCUUUCACCAAGAGGUCGAGAAAACACACUGCCUUCAAUGAGGAAUGUUUCCUCAAUGACACUUGGAUCAUAUUCAACUUCUUCGCUGUUGCUCACUCCACCUCCACAACAAAGUAUUUCUUCUUCUCUACCAUCUAGCUAUUCACUGUUUCCCCAGGUGUCAACUUCAUUUCUCAGUCCUCCUCUUCAGCGUUCCUCUGUUUCUUCCCCUCGUCCUGCUUCUUCUCUUUCUUGCACUACUCCUUCUGAACCACCUGCAGAUAUUUCCUCACUGUCCCCUUCCUCAUACAACCCUUGGGGUGCUGUUCAGGUCAACAUUGCAACUGUUACAAUGCCUCCUUCAGACAAGACAGACCCCUGGGGAAUGGCUCUCCCAAAUGGUGGCUCAGAAACUCCUAAACAGCCUGAUCCAUGGGGUUCUCCAGCAUCGGGUCCUCCGUCACGUGUCACAUCUCCGCCAACUACAAGUGAUCCCUGGGGUCCUCCACCAGCCAGAUCACCUGAACCACCAAUGGGAGGUAUUUGUGGUAAUGAUCCUUGGGCAGUCUUAGGUGUUAUACCUCCUGCUGCUAAGACCACCACGCCACCUGCUGGCACUAAUGACCCAUGGGAUCCGGUCCCUGCGAAGCCCCAAACUAAAGAUCCGUUUGCACCCAUUUCACCAACAAACAAUGGCGACAUGGAUGAGUUUUCAGCUUUGUCAAUAAGGGAUAAACCAACUAAUAAUGGUGUAUCAGAUCAUUUUGAUUUAAGUGGGCUUAGUACAACUAUGACGGACAAUAGCAGAGCUUCACCACCAAAAUCCAAAUCUCCAGCGGCCUUCUUGGGGGAAAAUUGCAACCUUGUAAAUUUGGAUAACCUUGUGUCUGCUAAACAGUUGCCUGCUGGCUUAGGAGUCUCCCCAUUGAACUCCACGAAUACCUCCAACUCUACCUUCAUCAACAACAAUCUCAACAACACCAUGACCACCACCACCAAUCCUUUCGCUACACCUGGCCUCGCGCCCUCAUCUUUUGCAGGUGUGAAUCCAUUCAGCGCUCCCAGUCCUCCGAAUCCCUUCCAAGCUCAACAAGCCCCUAAGCCUUCUAUGAAUCAGCUAAGAACUACGGGCAUUGUGGGUUUGCCUCCAUCCAAUGCUGGUGCUCCUGUUCAUACUACCGGGUCGUCCCCUGGUCCAUGGGGCUCUCCUCAGCCGUCCAUUGGGUUUGGAGUAGCACCCGCUGCAACCUCCCAAGAUGAAAAUCCCUUUCUUUUAUAAUAUUACCAAAUCCUCAGUAGCAGUGUUCACAUACCAUUAUUGUAAUGCAUUAUCAUUAUUUUACUUGAUUUUUAUUAACACCAGUUCUCUGCUUUAUUUUAAAGUUGUAAAUAAAUUCAUAGAUGUAUUCUUUAUACAGUAUAAUGUAUCACAUUAGUUUGUACAGGGUCUCCAUUUUCCUCCCAUCACCUUUCCAUACAUUAGGAUUUUAUCUAUGCUGAGUUUGAGUGAAACUUCAGAAACACCAGGAAUAUGCUAAUAAAAUUUAUCCUUAUUCUGUGGUAGUUUUCAUAACUUACAUUCAGACUUCUGCAAAUAUGUCUCCAAAGAGUUUAUAUUGAAUAAAAGUAUGCAAUAUUAUCUUUAUUAUAUUAUAAUUAGGUGUACAUUUAUAACAGGUCCAGAAGUAGAUUAUAAAUGAAGUAACUUAUUUUGUAAAUUUCUUAAUAUUUAAUGUUUUUGCAAACAUUUCUUAGUUUUUGUUCAUAGCUUUGAACUAACAAGAGUUAGUGUUAAGGCUAAUAUACAGUGAGACUUAGGUAAACCAGUUAGUUUAUCAUCUGUUAUGGAUGGAAAUUUAGUUUUCCUGCUGCGUUGAAUAGGGGGUAUUGUUGUUAAGAUAGACACUUGGUGUAGAGCUAAUCUUUUAAUAUAGACUUUCACUGUAGAACUUUAUAGAGUCAUGACUUAAUAAAGUUCUACUUAGAGCAAAAACUUGCCCAUAGUUAACAUUUGCUCUACCCAAAGUGUCUGUUUACCAGUUUUCCUGCUCAUGUAAUGUUGAGCAUUACAGAAUUAUUAAUCUUGCAUCCAGAAAUUAUUGGCUUGUGUAUCUUUUGCAUUUACUAUUUCUUAAUUGAAAAGAAAAUGGUAAUGGUACUUUAUUUUAUAAAUUUCUUGUCCCGCAGAACAUUAAGACAUAACUGUGCCUUGGCAGAAGACGGCCAUUGAGGUGAAAAAGUAUACAAGGUGCUGAGAAGAAAACCGAUGAACUCGCCAGUGAGUGAAAAGUGUGCAGUGAGCAAAAAUUGCAUUUUCUUUACAAAAAUGUUCAUCAGUCUUUAAAAUAAGACCAGUUUAAUCAAAAUUGUAUGUUUGAUUACUGAGAUAUUGUUGCAAACAUUUGUAGGCAAUCUCAAAAGUGACAUUUGGUGAAUUAACGUUUUCUUCAUUGCAAAGGUUUGUAGGCUAUAUUCAAGCUGAUAUUUGGCAAGUUUGUCAUUUUUAUUCUCAGCACCCCGUAUAAUACACAAUACACUCGCACAUGCACGUGUGGGAGAAGACCAUCAAGUUAAAAAAAAAAAAAAAAAAAAUUUAACUCGAUGGCUGUCUCCAGCCAGGACAGGGUAACCCAAAGAAGAAAA